GCCCCGCCCUCGGUGGGCGCGUCCCGGCGGCGGCCACGUUGACAGGGCGGGAGCGGGGGCGCGCCGGGUGUCGCCGCGCAGCGCGGGGCAGGCUGGGCGCCGGCAGUUGUUCGGGGUGCGGGUGCCCGGUGCGAGAGCCACAGUUACAAUGUCUUCGCCUCCCAAAGAGAAAGUAGAGACGCGGGCCGGACACCCUCCUGCUGUGAAAGCUGGUGGGAUGCGGAUUGUGCAGAAACACCCACACAAUUCUGAUGCCAAAGAAGAAAAAGAUAAGGAUGAUCAAGACUGGGAAACCAGCAACCCACCUAAACCAACGGUGUUCAUCUCCGGUGUCAUUGCUAGGGGCGAUAAGGACUUUCCUCCAGCUGCGGCUCAGGUGGCUCAUCAGAAACCACAUCCUUCUGUGGAAAAGCUUCCUCACCCGCAACAUGUCAAACAGCACAUCCACCAGCCUCGCAAGUGAGCUCUCCGACAAGAUCUCAACCAAACUGCCAUCAGCAAAUAAGUUUUCAAAAUAAGACCGAAACCCUUUAGGAUUCACGCUGUCGAAUCACUAAAAUAGUAUGCUGUUUCUUUUACUUUAAUUCUCAAGGGUUAAUAAAAAUGAAGACAUUGUUUAGUUGCUAUCCCACAUGGAAAAUUCUCUUUUAAGUAUUUGCUGAUUAAGGGUGGGUUUUUAAUAAGAUUUUCUCAUUGCCAAGAUAAAACUUUAGGACGAUUAAUGAGCUUAAAACUUGUACUUUUAGUUGUGGAGUCACAAUAGCAGAUAGUUGAUGUAGUUUUUAUGCUAAGCUAGUAAGGAAGAAUAGCCCUUUUGUACUGGUACCUUGACUAUCUGGAGGGAGCUGGUUGAGACAAAUUGGUGUUUGUGUAGAUUAUGUAGAACCCUUGAAGUCUUCAGUAGCCUGUGGUGUUACACGCCAGUAGCUGUGCCCUCUGAUUUCAACUAGUGAGAUGAAAAAAGAGCCCAAAACCAUUUUCAAGUGGGCAGAAAUCCAGCUGAAUCUUCUUUACACCCCUUUGCACUUGCACAGUCUUUGAAGGUCUGUGGGUGUGGAGAGGGGAGAGAAAUCAAGGUUACAAGACCGCUGCUGCUGUAAGCAACUGAUUUGUGGUCUUGUGGGUCUCACUGGGGGCUGUAUUUUUAUGAGGUGCUGACUUCUCAAUUCCAAUAGCAAACUGAAGGACCUCAGGACCCUCCAGAACUGAACUUAAAGAAACUAAACUGAUGAAAAAUAUGUUUUCUUUUUUUAACUUACAGUUUGAGGUCACCGUUUGAAAUUAAGAGAUACCAUUAGUAAAUAUGUUUAACUUUAUGACUCAGCCUCUGUUGUGUUUUUUCGUAGACUUCUUAUUGUGAAUAAGGACAGUGGUAACAUGAGGGAAUAAUAAAGUUACUUUUCAAAUAGAGCAAUCUGGUUAGUUUAAAUCUUUUGGCUGCACAGUUCAAAAUCAUUUAGCUGUAUUAUUUUCCUUCUGCAACUCAUCUCUGUAAAACCCAGAAAAAAAUUUUUUAAACAUUCUACCUACAUUUUUAAAGUGUACUGCUGUUUUUAACCGACUAUAGAUACAGUAAAGCCUUUAGUACUCUCUAGGUUUACAAAACUUCUAAUAAUGUCAAAAAAGUGGGUACCGGAGCUAGUACUGCAAACACACCUGGCAAAUCAGUGGAAAUUUGGGUUCACAUGGGGUUUUACUAGUUCAUUUAUGUUUCAAAUCAGAUACUAUAGUAAACCAGUGAGGAGAGUUUUAAAAAUACUAUAUGUUUAAAAAUUUCUGCAGAUUAAAUACUAAUUCCCCAAGUAGCUGAUUUAAAAUACCAACAACAAAAAAAACAUGUGAAAUAUGGCCCAUUUCACAAGUGGGAUAACUCACUUCAUCUGGGUGAGAGGGACUUGACAUUUCCAUCUCUUCAUAGGCUUGAAAUGGAAAUGAUGUUUUGCAAAGGAUAUGCAUGGAUAUAUUUAUUCUACACCCAAGGAAGGAUGUACAAUCUGUAUAUGCAGUCCUUAUUUUCAAUUUAAUUAAAUGACCAUACUUGCCUUAAGGAACGAGUAUUGUUUAUAAGAAUUAUUCUGUAUUAGAAUAUGCAUAAUUUGUAAAAUAUGCUUUCUGCUUUUGAUGUCGGUACGUCUGAGGCCUUGUUCGUAGCCACUCAUGAGUGUACAAGUGAUUCACACAUGAGUAACUCAUUCACAAGGGGAGCAUUGUUGAGUCUCAUGGAAUAUCUGCAUGAGGUAAUUUGCAGAGGAACGUUUGCAGAUUCAGGACAGAAAGUGGUGGCAUCUUGUUGAUGGUGCAGCCAGCAGCUGUCAGUGAUGCGUCAGUGAUGAAGCAGAUUGUCACUGUUGUUUGGUACUGGUAGCUGCUGGAUUGAGAGUGAGCUGGAUGGUUUUGUGCCCACAUCUGGAGUAGCGUCUGUGCUGCAGCUGUAGUCAGUGGUGAUGUAGUCGAGACAGUUGGGUAGAGUUUAGGUAUGGCAUCUUCAACCAAAUGGAAGUGUCUUUCAAGAUGAGCUGGGUCACUCUUGACUCCGCCGGCUGCAGUGGAAAACAAAGCAUAACCUAGUGUAGGAGCACACGGUUAGAUGGGGCUGGGUACCUCUACUCUGUGUUUAGAAAUCACACAGAAUGUGCUCGUAGAAAUGCAUAUUUCUGUCUUCUGAAAGCAACACCACAUUUCCAUUCUAGUACUGAAACUUAGGAACAUGGAUGCUUUUAAAUGACAAACUACUGCUUCUGGUUGUUAAUGCAAUAUACACAACAUAUAUAUAGACAAUACCUGAAUUUUGUCUUUGAUUACUUAGACGAGUACGUAAGUUUGUACAAUGGAGUAUGACUCUUAAGAUAGCUUUAGUGGCUUUUAGAGUGCAGGAAUUCCUAUAUGGUUAGAAAAUGUCAUUGUAUGAAAGCAUAUUAUAUAUUGUUUGCAGGUAUCCAUGUUUAUACAUUGGUGUCCUUACCAAAGUAUUACCAUGCCCAAAAUAAAGAAUCGUUAUCUGGAUUGCCUACUGAUGAUUAUUGAUAUUUUAAAGUAUGUUACAAUAACAUACAAACACAGGAGAUGUUCAGAUGUUAUCUUGAAAUGAUUGCAAAAUAAAUUUUCUGUAAUCGUCAAUGUGGCGAUAAUGUAACAAUAAAGCAUGCAGAUAUA
Molecule: messenger RNA, 3153 nt
Organism: Columba livia (rock pigeon)
Lineage: Eukaryota; Metazoa; Chordata; Aves; Columbiformes; Columbidae
Gene: DAP
Product: death associated protein
Exons: 4
Coding region: 149-463 (104 amino acids)
Biological process (GO): cellular response to amino acid starvation; negative regulation of autophagy; apoptotic signaling pathway
Molecular function (GO): death domain binding
Source: RefSeq, a predicted model, not a curated record